AGUUUUAGGCGGAUGUUAAUAAUUUGACAAAAAGGGGUCUGUACCACGGAAUACUAGAUAGAUGCAUAUGUCACUGAGAAGAACAAUUGAAACAUCUCAAUGCAUAAUCAAACCGAUUACAACAUUGUUUGCCUCUUACACGGGUAAUUAUUUUUGUCACAGACACGUGGAAUGCAUUUUUACCUAAUUUACAAAUUCUAGUCCGUAUAAAAGACCCUUUCGCUGAUCUGACAAACCACACACAGCAAGAUGUUGUUCUUCAAAGCUGUUCUCGCUUGUGGAUUUGUCGCUGUAGUUCCGACUGUCAGUAGCCAAGCUGUCCCCUCUACUUCUACAUCACCAAUAUGGAACUCUUUUCCAUCAGGAUCAGGCAAGAAUAUACAAGACAGCUUCAAUUAUCCAGCUAAAUGGGUCAGCUCAGCAGGCAGUAACAAGAUUAUCAAGGAUGCAGUCCAAAGGUUCACGGAUACCGGAGAACAGAUUGCCAAUACAGUUAUCAGGGUGGGCACUUUGCCUUUGAAGGUUGGAUUAGAUGUUCUCAAGAACGGAAUCAGUAUUGGUAAUAAUAACUAUGAAACAAUUCCUGGAAAGAAAUGGGUUGAGACCACGACAAAACCUUGGGCAGAUAAUACUCACAAAACUGAAGGGACUGGUACCAACAAAGGAAGCGAAUACGCAAACGGUGGUUGGGAUCAGAGCAAUUCAGGCAACACUGGAAUCAAUUGGUCGAGUAGUCCAGAUCUAACUGGAACCGGAUGGACGAACGGUCAACAGAAGGAAACUGACGUGGCUGGGAAUACAGUCGUAGCCAUCUUACCUCCGGCCACUUCCACUUCAGGCAAGACUUCAAUUUCUGGUGAAGCAGCUUCAAUCGAUGAGAGUAAACAGAAAUCAGAUUAA
This is a messenger RNA of Nezara viridula (southern green stink bug), 900 nucleotides long. The record is from the annotation of a GenBank genome assembly. Lineage: Eukaryota; Metazoa; Arthropoda; Insecta; Hemiptera; Pentatomidae.